Molecule: messenger RNA, 2165 nt
Organism: Hippocampus comes (tiger tail seahorse)
Lineage: Eukaryota; Metazoa; Chordata; Actinopteri; Syngnathiformes; Syngnathidae
Product: neutral cholesterol ester hydrolase 1-like
Exons: 6
Coding region: 114-1355 (413 amino acids)
Cellular component (GO): membrane
Molecular function (GO): carboxylic ester hydrolase activity
Source: RefSeq, a predicted model, not a curated record
UUCUGUUACAUUCACCGCCGUCACGCUCCCUUCCUUGAGCCCAUAUCAGCCGGUCCCUGGUCUUGAUUCACUUCCACACCUGCACUGGGGCAACACCGCGAAGCUGAGCCGAAAUGUGGCUGCUGACGGCGGUCAUCGCCGCCUGCCUGGCUAUGCCUCUGCGCUACUGCUUGUGCAAACCGCUGCCCGCCGCUAUUAGGCAGCAGUGGAAACUUCGGCUGCUGGGGGACCUUAUCAAAUUUGUAAUCGGCCUGGCGCAUGUGAUGGAGCGGCUGGGCUUGGGGCACCACGUCAAGGCUGCGCGAGAGAGUUCCAAGGGUCUGGAGGGCAUCGCGGAGAAGUUGACGGGCAAACCCGGCGCAGGCGACUUGGCGGUCAGCGACGCGGUUUUCAACAGCGUCCCCGUUCGUGUUUACCGGCCCCUGACGUCAGCCGAGGGCCACCUCAGGAGGGGGCUGCUCUACAUCCAUGGAGGAGGCUGGGCCUACGGCAGUGCCAAGGACGGCGCGUACGAUCAAGGCUGCCGCAAAAUGUCCCGAGAUCUUGACAUGGUUGUGGUUUCUGUUGAUUAUCGUCUGUAUCCCGAGAGCUGCUUCCCGACACCGUUCCUGGACUGCCUCACGGCCGCCAAGCACUUCCUGUCCCCGGAGGUGCUGGCCGAAUACGCCGUGGACCCCCAACGUGUGGCCGUGUCGGGGGACAGCGCUGGGGGGAACUUGGCGGCGGCGCUCGCUCAACAGAUUGCCAUGGAUGACGGCAUGAGGGUGAAAUUCAGCGUGCAGGCUUUGAUCUACCCGGCCCUUCAAGCUCUGGAUUUCAACACGCCAUCCUAUCAGCAGAACCGGGACAUGGUCGUGCUCAACCGUCCGGUCAUGGUCCAGUUUUGGCUACAGUACCUGGGCGCUGACCUCUCCCUUAAACCGCACUUCCUCGCCAACCGACACAGCUCCGACGUCGCGCCGGAGCUGAAAGCUCGUGCGGACUGGACCACCCUCCUUCAACCGAAGUACUGCAAGGACUACUUGCCAGUACGUGACGAGGAGCACCGUAAAAUGCAAAGAAUCCUGGAUGAGAUUCCCGGUCUGCUGGACGUGCGCGCUGCGCCCCUCCUGGCCGGACCCGAGGUUCUGGCCAAGUGCCCCCGGGCUUACGUCAUGACCUGCGAAUACGACGUGCUGAGAGACGACGGCUUGAUGUACGCGCGCCGCUUGAGUGACGCCGGUGUGGCGGUCGCGGCCGAGCACCACCCGGACGGAUUCCACGCGUGCUUCAGCCUCACCACGUGGCCCUUCACCUUUGACGUCGGGGUGAGGGCCUUCGGGGCCUACGUCCAGUGGCUACGCGACAACUUGUAGGGACUUCAUGCGAAUCCAAAUAAAAGUCAAGUCACGUAUUGACAGCGAGACAGAGCAAUGAAUGUCACUCACAAAGUCGAUCGAAGAUCUCCUGUUUUUUAGCAGCUGCCGUCCCGCGAUCGACGCCGAUAUACCGCACGUGCGCACAGACAAGCACACGCUCACAGAAAAAUAAACGAGAUGCAAGACAAAACCGAGUUUCCAGAAAGGAAAUCACUGCCUACCUUCGUGGGAGACUUGACACAGGGAGGCGGGGACGCACUUUUGGGGGCGUCAUGAGGUGUCGAAACUAGAACGUACGCACGUGUAAAGUUUGAAAAUGUUUUUUUCUGGUGCUCCGGAUUCCCUUUCUUUGACAAUGCCAUCGGUACAUUGCUGAUCAAACACACUUGGAAUGAGAAUAAACGAACAAAAAAAAAUUAGCGAUCCAUCCCAACAGCUCUGAUCGCUAGCUGACUGCUGGCCGCUAACAACUUCCUGUGAUGCAGGUUAAAGGUGACCUACUUUUUUAUUUUAUUUUUAAUACUGUUUUUUUGUGAACGUAAAACCGAAACGAUUCUUAGGUAGCAGUAUAUAUAAAACAAAUUUAUGAAAUAUUAAUAACACGCACGCAGACAGACAGACAAAUCUUUUUUUUUUUUUUUUUUCCAUUUGCGACGACACCCCUCAAAGUUGACUUUGGGCCAGUCCGCGGGACGACGAACCUGGAACCUGUGACGUAAGAGUGUAUACUCUACAACUUGUAAAUGUACAGAUAUCGUUGUUUUUUCAACAGCUUUCCCGAUUAAAUAAAUGGAAACACGUGAAUCA